AUGAGCUUGGCUCAUGACAGUGGGGACACAACGGAAGUGAACGUGUCUCUCAGCGGCAUUUUGCCUCAGUUGGCGAUCGUUUCUCCGGACGUUGUCAUGGAAGAAUACAUGAACGGAGAGAGACCCCAUUGCGGUACGUCUCAUGCCAGGAACUCUAUCCUGUCCGCCGACAGGCAAUGCGACCUACAAGGCCCCCGGCCGCCCGGCUUGCCUGUCCCCGACCAUGGCAUGCAGGAGCGCCCUGCGAACCCCUCCCCACCGGGAACACCUCCCAAGCUCAGGCGGAAGCGUUGCCUAGACUGCCAUCACGCGGAGGGUCCACGCACCCUUCGCCAGAGACGGCUCGACUAUCUACGGGACAUGUGUCAUAUAGCGAAUCCCUCGGGCGGCGUGCCUGAACUACCUCCGCUUCUGCGUCUUGACUCAUCCCCUCAAAGAUGUGACUGGACCAUCGACUGCGGCACUAUCGGAGCUUGGCGCAAGUGCCCGAUACGACAGCUAGCAACUUACGCACAGCACUAUUGUGGCUCUUCGUUCUGGUUGGCUGCAAAGCGCGAUGAUCUAUACAGGGUUUUGCAAGAACGUGAAGCCAAGAAGCGCGGAUACGAUGUUGCGCUAUACACCACUCCGAUGUACCCUGACCAGACUGAGAUGAUCGUGGUAGAGGAUGCGGACCUCAUGACUUACUAG
Molecule: messenger RNA, 690 nt
Organism: Dichomitus squalens LYAD-421 SS1
Lineage: Eukaryota; Fungi; Basidiomycota; Agaricomycetes; Polyporales; Polyporaceae
Exons: 3
Coding region: 1-690 (229 amino acids)
Source: RefSeq, a predicted model, not a curated record